ACCAUAAACCUUCCCUGCCUGGUAGAGACUCUCUCUCAACUCUUCAAAGUAAUGAGCCUUUUUUUUUUCAACGGACUAAGCCACAAAUCCAACUUGUACUUUCUAUUCCUCGGAAUCUUCAGAUGAGUGACUUUUUUUUUUUUUUGGCAAACCUUCGGAUGAGUGACUUGGCUUCCGUUAUUUCAAUAUAACUAGGACAGACUUAGGGUUAUGCAUAUGUUCUGUUUUUUUUGUUGUUGUCUCUUGUUGUUUGGAACAGAUCUGCGAGAAGAAAACCAAUGGGAUUGUUUAUUCGUCUUGCCGCCGUGAAAGGGCUGAGGAAGAAGGUAGAAGGAGGAUGCAAAAGAAGAAGAAGAGGCAUCGUGAAGUCCGCCGGUUCGAGAUCAGCUACCUUUGAAGAGAUCCCCGAGGAGGUGUUGAUAGAGAUUCUGGCAAGAUUACCAGCGAAGUCGGUGAUGAGGUUCAAGUGCGUGUCAAAGCACUGGUCAUCCCUCAUCUCCUCCCGAUAUUUCACCAACCUUUUCUUCCAAGUGUCAUCACCGAAGCGAGAACCGCGUGUGUUCAUGUUUCUUUCAGACAAUGAACACCUUUGUGCGUUGCUCUCUAAUAAUAAUAACUUUAUAUCAGACUCUUACCCUCAUCUCAACCAAGAUCUGACCAUGCCGGGAAUGGGAGGCUGCUUUGUAAACGCACUUCGUGGCUUAAUGUGUUUCAGAGUUGGGCGAGAGGUACGGAUCUGUAACCUCACCACCAGGCAGCUCCUGAAAUUGCCCCGAGUGAAAUCUAACAUUUUGGAUGAAGCUGGAGGCGAGUUCCGUAUGUGGAACUAUUUUGGGCACGACUCUGUUCACGAUGAGUACAAAGUGCUCAGCACAGUUUGUGAGGUGAAUGAGGAAGAGAGAGUAGUGAGAUCCGAGCAUAAGGUUUUGAUACUUGGUCUUGGAGCUUAUUGGAGAAGCACUCAGAGCACAACUCCUCCUCCUCCUCCUCAUCGUCCUUACUCUCAAGGUAUCUCGAUCAACGGUGUCUUGUAUUAUGGAGCUUGGGUUGACAAGAACACAUGUGUGCUCAUGAGUUUUGACUUGACUUCUGAGGAGUUCAGUUUGAUUGAAUUACCCAUUGAGGCUAGCAUUGUCUGGCAUGUCCAUCGGGCUAAUCUCAUGAUCUACGAAAGUAAGAUAGCUGUUUUCGAGUAUUCACGUCUCAUGACUGAAUGUAUUCUAGACCUGUGGGUGGUUGAGGAUGCAGGGAAGAGUAAAUGGUCGCAUAAGGCUUUUGUUUUGCCUAGUCACCAGCUUAUGCAAUGCCUCAGUUUUGAUGUAUUGUUGAUGCACAAUACCGGUCGCAGCAGAGAGCUCAGGUUGUCUGGGACAAGCAUUGAUAGAACUAAAGUAUCAUCAAUACAUGCUAUUUACGAUUUAGAAAAGAACGGUGUAUCAAGAGGGGUUGUUAUAGGGGCACUACACCCCAAGUUCUCUGGAACCCGGUCUUUGCAUACCACUCUUUGGGAUGAUGUUGAGAGCAUCAUGUGUUUGAAAACCUUAAACUAAUUUCAGCUUCUUCUCUU
Molecule: messenger RNA, 1567 nt
Organism: Camelina sativa (false flax)
Lineage: Eukaryota; Viridiplantae; Streptophyta; Magnoliopsida; Brassicales; Brassicaceae
Source: RefSeq, a predicted model, not a curated record